Messenger RNA from Pan troglodytes (chimpanzee), 564 nucleotides. Its product is annotated as transcription elongation factor A protein-like 8. The coding region runs from base 162 to 515 and encodes 117 amino acids. The transcript has a single exon. The record is from RefSeq and is a predicted model, not a curated record. Lineage: Eukaryota; Metazoa; Chordata; Mammalia; Primates; Hominidae.
AGCAGCUCCUUAUUGCUGGAGAAGGAGAAAAGUGCCCAAGAUCCUUUCAGGAUAUUUGGCUUUUUGGGCGCGACACAAAUCGAGGUGAGGGAAGAGAGAGGAAAAUCCCCUGAAUCCCUGCAGGAUUAAUUUAUUCAAAAAGGAAAUAAAAAAUACUCAAUAUGCAAAAGUCUUGUGAAGAAAAUGAGGGAAAACCACAGAACAUGCCAAAGGCCGAGGAAGAUCGCCCUUUGGAGGAUGUACCACAGGAGGCAGAAGGAAAUCCUCAACCUUCCGAAGAAGGUGUAAGCCAGGAAGCAGAAGGAAACCCCAGAGGAGGGCCGAAUCAGCCUGGCCAGGGAUUUAAAGAGGACACACCCGUUAGGCAUUUGGACCCUGAAGAAAUGAUAAGAGGAGUAGAUGAGCUUGAAAGGCUUAGGGAAGAGAUAAGAAGAGUAAGAAACAAGUUUGUGAUGAUGCAUUGGAAGCAAAGACAUUCACGCAGCCGUCCUUAUCCUGUGUGCUUUAGGCCUUGAAUUCAUUUUUGCCUAAUAUUAAAAUCUGGCCCCAGCUUUCUUUCUGUUA